Phytophthora sojae is the source of this 12348-nucleotide messenger RNA. RefSeq lists its product as hypothetical. Gene Ontology annotation, molecular function: dynein light intermediate chain binding; dynein intermediate chain binding; ATP binding. The record is from RefSeq and is a predicted model, not a curated record. Gene Ontology annotation, cellular component: dynein complex. Lineage: Eukaryota; Oomycota; Peronosporomycetes; Peronosporales; Peronosporaceae. Gene Ontology annotation, biological process: microtubule-based movement. Bases 1 to 12348 code for a protein of 4115 amino acids. The transcript has 2 exons.
AUGGCCGAGUUCUACAGCUCCCCCGUGUACCAGAAAGUCGAGAUGGACAACAGCGGCGCCGCGAAGUCCAUCAUCGACAACUUGGACCUCCACCUGUUCGACGACGAGAGCUACGAGAUCCACGACCCAGAGGAUUGGAUCCGGUUAGGUUGCAGGAGCAAUGGGAGCGUGCGGAUCCCAGCCACCGCAGCGUAUUACAACGUUCGAGGUGCUGUUAACGGUUGGCUCGAGGCAUAUGUUAUCGGAUACAAGGCCGAAACGCAGCUCUUCUCGGUGGAGUUCCAGCGCAAUGGCAAGGCAGAGACCAAGGAGUGCAGACGACUGGACGUGUGCUUCAAGUCGGAAGACCCGAGCAACUUUGCCGAUCGGUAUCUAGCGGCGCAACUCGCUCGAGUCCAAGCGCAGAAUUUACUGCGGAAGAAUUUCUACAUUGAUUGUAUGCCCCUGGAGGAGCUACACAAGCUCGGAAACGCGAGUCUGGGGAAGAUCGUUCGACUAGCGACGGCGGUGUUUCACGGCAAGAGCCUUCGCAUCCCAGAUACGACUCGAAUUGUGCACGAGAUCCAGCUCAACUACUUGCGGACCAUGAGCCGCAUCGUCUUCGAGUCGCACCAGGAAAUGGGUCGGAACUCGGAUAUUUUCCGUGGGUUUCUGUCCAAAGAGGAGGAAACUCCAGCUGAGCCGUGCUCCAGAGUAGUCGUGCCUUUCCCGAACAAGUCCAAGAGGACCAUCGCUCCCCCCGUCGACUACGCAGACCAGUUCAUUGGGUUCUCGUUCCAAACCUUCUUGACGUCCCCCGAAGCUCUCUCAGCUCUGAUUAAGGUUAACGAAGAGUGCUGUCGGAUCUUACAGCUCGAGCUCUUCAGCGUGAAGCCCGGGCGAAGUGUCAAACUCGAGGAGUUCCAGCAGCGACAACAGGCACUCGAACGCGCCGUGCUCAAGACGAUCACGGAGGAGUGGCCGGUCAAAGUCGCGUCGAUCAUCAAAGCCUCGCUGGGGAAUGUGGGCAAAGGCUGGUACUACCUGCAGGAGACGCGGCAAGACACGUACGAGUUCAGCAAGCUGCGGUCUCUGCUACGACGAAUGAAUUUCUCGAUGAAGGACACGCUCCGCUAUCUAACGGACCAUUCGCUACAUCAGUUCCACGACUUUAUCAAGAACGCGACAAUAGGAGACGUGCACAUCGUUGACGCCAAGACCGCGUUCGUAGGGUACCCGGACUUGAACCGCAAUAAGCUCGGGGAUAUCAAGUGGCAGCACAUGUGCUUAGAGAGGCAGCUUCUCUCACCGACCUCAUUGUUUACAGUCAAUUUGAGCGUAUCGACGGAGCUCUAUGUGAUAAACCAACGCGAAGUGAACGCUGCCGCUCAGAGAGUGGCUAGUUGGCGGCCGAAAGACCCGGAUGACACCUCGGAGGAGAAUCCCCACCGCCUCAUCGACCCGAAACUUGGCCACAUCUUCUCCUUCAGCACCAACAUCGCGACUUUUAAGACGGCCGUGGAGCAGAUGGUCAUGAGCAAGCUCUUUUGGAGCAGCAUGCCGUGUCUCUCCUGUGUCAGUGCGAACGAGGACUGGGCAAUCGCUUUGCGUGAGAGUAUCGACGCGCUGAUGGAUAAAGCUGCAACCCCACUACGCGCUUAUCUGCAGUGCUACGAGAUGUACAUCCCGUUCAUCAACGUCAAAGAGGAGGAGUACCUCGCGGAAUUCCAAGCACAGCAGCCUCCCAACCUCUCAAUGAUCCAGGAAGCCAUCAAAAAGCACUACCAGGACGCAAACACAGUGGAGGAUCUGAUCCCGACCACGAAUGUCGAGCUGGGGAUGUACUCGGUCAACUGCUUGAGCAUCCGCACGCUGCUAGCGGAGAAGCACCGACGUCUGGCCAAGAAGCUGCUGGACUUGCAGCUCAAGAACUCGACGGGCCUGGCCAAGGAGCUGCUGGAGAAGUUCGAGAUGGUCAACCGCCAACUGCAGAAGACGCCGCAGAACAUCGAGGAGCUGACCGAGAUGAACGCGUACUUGGAAGGCGUGCCCGCGCAAAUCGCGCCACUGAUGACUCAGAGCCAACAGCUUAUCAAGUACCGCCUCGUGCUCGACCAUUUCCAGUACCCGUACGACCGCGACGACUUCAUGACGAUCUGGAAGGUGCGGCUCUGUCCCAACAAGAUCAACGAGCAGAUGAAGCGCAUGACGCACAUGCUGCAGAUGCAGAAGACCCAAUUCUCGACCGAGAUGAACGAGCAACAAGCCGAGUUCGCCGAGUCGCUGCGGAUUCUGCACAGCGAGGUAGACGGCUUCCGGCAGUACACGGAUGUGGCCCGCUUGGAUCAAGUGUACAAGUACGUAGUGAACAUCGAGCAGAAGAUCGCCAAGGCGGACGAGGACUCCAAGCUCUUCAACUCGCGCGAGUCUUUGUUCGGCCAGGAGAUCACGGACUACGACGAGAUCCAGAAGAUCCGCCGCGACUUCGAGCCGUACUCGCUGCUGUGGAAGACGGCCAACAACUGGCUCCGAGAGCACAAGAAGUGGAUGGAAGGCGCGUUCCUGGACAUCAACGGCGAGGAGAUCGAGACGUUCGUCGAGGCCAAUUGGUCGUCCAUCCAGAAGGCGCUCAAGCAGUUCGAGAAGCUCAAUGUGAAGGGCUGUUCCAGCAUCGCGUCGACUAUCAAAGACGACAUCGCAGCCUUCAGGCCGCAUGUCCCGCUCAUCUUGUCCAUGCGGAACCCGGGCAUGCAUGACCGCCACUGGAGUCAGAUCAACCAGGAGAUUGGUAUGACGUUCCGGCCUGAUCGAGGGAUGAAGCUGAGCUACGUGCUCGGCCUGGGCCUGGAGAAGCACAUUGACGCAAUCUCACGCAUCGGUGAGACGGCCGGCAAAGAGUACCAGAUAGAGAAGACGCUCAACUUGAUGGAGGAACAGUGGUCCGGCGUGAACUUGACCAUUGUCGACUAUCGCGAGACGGAGACGUAUGUGCUGAAAGGCGUGGACGAGAUCCAAGCUCUGCUCGAUGAACAGAUCACUACCACCCAGGCCAUGCAGUUCUCUGCCUUCAAGAAGCCGUUCGAGGAGCGGAUCAACCGGUGGGAACGCACGCUUAGCACAGUGUCUGACGUGUUGGACGAGUGGAUCCAGGUGCAGCGUAGUUGGCUCUACCUCCAGCCCAUCUUCGACUCGCCCGACAUCAACAAGCAGCUCCCCACUGAAGGCAAGCGGUUUGCUACUGUGGACAAGAACUGGCGCCAGACGCUCGCUGCGGCCAAGCAGAAGCCCAGCGCCAUCACGUUCUGCAAUAAUGACAAGCUACUGGACCGCUUCCAGGAGAGCAACCGGUUCCUGGAGCAGGUGCAGAAGGGAUUGAGCGACUUCCUCGAGACGAAGCGCUCGGCCUUCAGUCGGUUUUACUUCCUGUCAAACGAGGAGCUGCUGUCGAUCCUUUCCGAGAGUAAGGACGUCAAGUUAGUGCAGCCUCAUCUGAAGAAGUGCUUUGAAGGCAUCGUGUCGGUGGAGUUCCAGGAGGACCUGACGAUCACGGCCAUGAUCUCGGCUGAAGGCGAGAAGGUGGCCAUGUCGAAGCCCGUGAACCCCGUGGGCAAGAACGUCGAGCACUGGAUGACGGAGGUGGAGGACAUGAUGCGAGUGUCGAUCCGCGACGUCAUGUACCAGGCCAUCCAGGAUUACACCAAAAUCUCGCGGACCAAGUGGAUCCAGAAGUGGCCCGGCAUGUGCGUAUUGAACGGCAGUCAGUUCCACUGGACGCGUGAGAUGGAGGAGGAGAUGGCCGCGUCGGGCAGUGACGGCGUGAAGCGGAUGAUGGAGCGACAGCUAGCGCAGCUCGCGGAUAUGGUGCAGAUGGUGCGCGGCCAUCUUGAUAAACUGGCGCGCGUGAGUGUAGGAGCCUUGGCCGUGAUUGACGUCCACGCUCGAGACGUGACGAUGCGGCUCGUGAACAACAAAGUGAGCUCCAAGGACGACUUCAUGUGGUCCAGCCAGCUACGGUACUACUGGGAAGACGAUCUGUUUGCCGACAUGGUGUCUGCCCGUCGGCCAUACGGCUACGAGUAUCUCGGCAACUCGUUCCGGUUGGUGAUCACGCCGUUGACGGACAAGUGUUACAUGACAUUGAUGGCAGCACUGCAGAUGACGCUCGGUGGAGCUCCUGCCGGGCCGGCCGGAACAGGUAAGACCGAGACGACGAAGGAUCUGGCCAAAGCUCUGGCUAAACAGUGCGUGGUGUUCAACUGCUCCGACGGACUGGACUACAUCGCCAUGGGCAAGUUCUUUAAGGGCCUAGCUGCGUGUGGUGCCUGGGCAUGCUUCGACGAGUUCAACCGCAUCAAUAUCGAGGUGUUGUCCGUGAUCGGUCAGCAAGUUACGACGUUGCAGCUGGCCAUCCGCGCAGGAGACAAACGCAUCGUGUUUGAGGGCUCGGAUAUCGCAGUGAAUCCUCAGUUUGGCGUGUUCAUCACAAUGAAUCCAGGUUACGCGGGCCGCUCCGAUCUGCCCGACUCGCUGGCCGCGCUGUUCCGGCCCGUGGCCAUGAUGGUGCCGGACUACGCCAUGAUCGGAGAGAUCAUGUUUUUCGCGUAUGGCUACGAGAAGGCCAAACAGUGCGGCGCGAAGAUGGUCACGACAUUCAAACUGUGCUCGGAGAUGCUGUCGUCCCAGUCUCACUACGACUACGGCAUGCGCGCUGUCAAGACGGUCAUCACUGCAGCUGGUAACUACAAGAGAUCAGACCCAGAUAUGGACGAAGAGGUGUUGCUGCUACGUGCGCUGCAGGACGUGAAUCUGCCCAAGUUCCUGGCCCACGACAUUCCGUUGUUCGGCGGUAUUAUCAGUGACCUGUUCCCGGGGAAAAGCCGGCCACAGCUCAACCUUGGAGCGCUCAUCCGCGUGAUCAAGCUGACCAUCGAGAAGCAGCACUUGCAGGUGCAUCCGUUCUUCCUCAUGAAGGUCGUGCAGCUAUACGAGACGCUCUGUGUGCGUCACGGGCUUAUGGUUGUCGGGUCUACAGGAGGCGGCAAAUCCGCGAACUUGAACGUUCUAGCCGACGCUCUCACGGAGCUAAAGCAGCUUGGUGAGAUCGGCCACGCGUAUGAGCGGGUCAUACGCUACCAGCUCAACCCAAAGUCGAUCACCAUGGGUCAGCUUUACGGCGAAUUCGACGCUAACACACACGAGUGGCAGGACGGCGUCUUGUCCACUUUGUAUCGUGAAGCGGCCAGCGACACCAAGUCGGACCGCAAGUGGGUGAUCUUCGAUGGCCCCGUGGACGCAAUCUGGAUCGAGAACAUGAACACGGUGCUGGACGACAACAAGAAGCUGUGCCUGGCCAGCGGAGAGAUCAUCCAGAUGUCCAACGAGAUGACCAUGAUGUUCGAGGUGGAGGAUCUGUCCGUGGCGUCUCCGGCCACCGUCAGUCGGACAGGUAUGGUGUACAUGGAGCCGAGCUCCUUGGGCUUCGACCCCCUCGUCAUGAGCUGGCUCGAGAAACUUGUUCGAGAGAUCGGCAUAGGCAGUGCCCCACCCGUAGUUGAGCUGUGCUUACAACUGCAUCAUUUGCUCGACGUGUACUUGCGGCCAGCUCUGCAGUUCGUCACCAGCUACGUCAAGGAGUGGCUGCCUCAGAUCCCGUCCAAUCUGGUGCAGAGCUUGCUACGAUUGCUCGACUGUUUCUUCUUCCCGAUGCAAGGAGACGAAAAGAAGGAGGUGAAGCUGGAGAAAGUGACGUUCUACCUGAGGAACGUCGAGAGUCUCUUCCUCUUCUCGCUCAUUUGGUCCGUUGGUGCAACGGGCAACGACGCAGGCCGCGACCGCUUCGACGUCUACCUCCGCGAAGAAAUCAUCGGCAACAACGUCAAGAAGCCCUUCCCAGCUGCGGGCCAAGUGUACGACUACUCGUUCGACCUGGCCAAAGAGACAUGGGUGCCAUGGCUGCAGACUAUCCCCACGUUCACUAUCGACGCCUCGGCUUCGUUCUCGGAGUUAGUGGUGCCUACCAGCGACUCCGUUCGCUCGACCUUCUUGAUGAACUUGACGCUACCUCUGGGCGUGCACAUGCUGAUUGUGGGACCAACGGGGACGGGCAAGACCAUCAACGUGAACCAGUUCCUGGUGAAGUCCAACCCGGACAAGUUCAUCCCGUUGAACAUGGCCUUCUCAGCUCAGAGCAGUGCCAACCAGACACAGGACUUCAUUGAUUCCAAGAUGGAGAAGCGGAGGAAGGGCGUCUUUGGCCCCACCGCCGGCAAGAAGUUCAUCAUCUACGUGGACGACCUCAACAUGCCCAAGCAGGAGGAGUACUUCGCCCAGCCGCCGAUUGAGAUCUUGCGCCAGUGGUUCGACCAAGGAGGCUGGUACGAUCGCAAGCUGCUCACGUUCCGCACGAUCAUCGACGUCGUGUUCGUGUGCUCCAUGGGCCCGCCCGGAGGUGGCCGCAACCCGAUCACGCAGCGCUUCGUCCGCCACUUCAACAUCGUCGGGUACACGGAGAUGUCCAACGAGAGCAAGGCCAUCGUGUUCGAGACGAUCGUGGGCAACUUCUUCAGCCGUUUCUCAGAGGAGAUCCGGCCCCCGCAGAUAGCGAAGAAGCUGGUACAAGCGUCCAUUGUCAUCUACAACACCGUCAUUGCGGAGCUGCUGCCUACGCCGGCCAAGUCUCACUACACGUUCAACUUGCGAGACCUGGCCAAGGUUUUCCAGGGGGUUCUCAUGGGCGAUUCGAAGCGUAUCGCCAAGCUCGAGCAAAUGCUGCGGCUCUGGGUCCACGAGAACAUGCGCGUGUUCAAGGAUCGCUUCACUACGCCGAGCGACCACCAGUGGUUCAUCGAUCUGCUCCAGACUCAGGUCGCUACAGUCUUCGGUGAGUCGCUGGGGAUUCAGGGGGCGUCGACAGGCUCCGAUGCUGCGAAGAAAGCGGCGUGGGACCUCGUGCACCCGACACCCACGCUGUUCUACGGCGACUACAUGGUGCCAGGAGCAGACCCGAAGAUCUACGAGGAGAUCGCGGACGUUGAGAAGCUCCAAGCUCAGGUGGAAGAGUAUCUGAACGACUACAACGCUGAGAGCAGCGCUCCGAUGAACCUCGUGCUGUUCAUGAACGCCAUUGAGCACGUGUCACGCAUCGCUCGAGUGAUCCGACAGCCGCAGGGCAACGCCUUGCUACUGGGUGUGGGCGGCAGCGGUCGACAGUCACUGACUCGACUAGCUGCGUACAUGGCGGAGUACGCGUGCACUCAGAUCGAGAUCUCGAAGGGCUACGGAGUGGCGGAAUGGCGAGACGACCUCAAGAAAUGUUUGAUGAAGGCUGGUAUCGAUGAGAAGCCCCUCGUCUUCCUCUUCUCCGACGUGCAGAUCGUACACGAAGCCAUGCUGGAAGAUAUCAACAACGUACUGAACUCGGGUGAUGUUCCGAACCUGUACGCGGCAGAAGAUCUGGACCAGAUCAGCCAGCACUGCCGCCCCUACUGCGUGAAGAAGAGGAUCCCUCCAACCAAGCUGAACACGUUCGCUCAGUAUAUCCUUUUGGUGCGUCAGAACCUGCACCUCGUGCUCUGUAUGAGUCCGCUGGGAAGCUUGUUCCGAGACCGCAUUCGUAUGUUCCCCUCGCUGGUGAACUGCUGCACCAUUGACUGGUUCAGCGAGUGGCCGGCCGAGGCGCUGCAGUCCGUGGCUGCUAGCGCCCUAUCCUCUGGGGACUUCCAACUAUCAGGAGAGCCGACGACACCUGCGGCCGAGGAAGAAUCAACGGAGGCCAAGGCGGCCAAAGCUGCAGCGGCGAAGUCUGUGGUCAGCAUCUUCCAGACCAUCCACCAGAGUGUUGAACGCGAGUCUGUGGAGUUCUUUGAGAAGCUGCGAAGGUAUAACUAUGUGACUCCCACGAGUUAUCUGGAGUUGCUGCAUACGUUCAAGACCGUGUUGCUGUUGAAACGGGAGGAGGUGCAGUCCAAGCGCUCACGCCUGCAGAAUGGUGUGGACAAGAUCAUUGCCACGAAGGAGCAGGUGGCCGGCAUGCAGGAGCAGCUCGUGGCCCUCAAGCCCCAGCUGGAGAAGACGCAGAUCGAGGUGGAGGAGAUGAUGAAGCAGAUCACGCUCGACAAGAAAGACGCCGACGAGACGAAGGCCGUCGUCGAGAAGGAAGAGCAGAUCGCCAACAAAAAGGCCGCCGAGACCAAGGAGAUCGCCGAUGAUGCACAACGCGAUCUGGAUGAGGCGUUGCCGGCUCUUGAAGCGGCUGUGCAGUGUCUGAACAAGCUCAAGAAGUCUGAUAUCGAUGAGGUCAAGGCGCUGAAGAACCCGCCGCACGGUGUUAAGCUGACCAUGGAGGCUGCGUGUAUCAUCUUCGGCAUCAAACCUACCAUGAAGGCCGACCCUGACAAGGCAGGCCAAAAGGUAAAGGACUACUGGGAGAGCGCGCAGAAGACCAUUCUGGGUAACGCCAAGAAGCUGAUGGAGGACAUGGUCAAGUUCGACAAGGAUAAUAUCGGCGACAAGAUCAUCCAGGAGCUGGACCGGUACAUCGAGAUGGAGGAGUUCUCCCCCGCAGCAGUGAGGAAGGCCAGUGUGGCCUGCGAGGCCAUCUGCAUGUGGGUGCGGGCCAUGCACACGUACCACAACGUGGCCAAGAUGGUGGAGCCCAAGAAGAUCGUCCUCGCUGCGGCCCAAGCAGAACUGGACGUCACAAUGCGGGUGCUGGCCGAUGCCAAGGCGCGACUCCAAGCCGUUGUCGAGCGACUGGCGGAGCUCGAACGCAACUACAACAACGCAGUGGACAAGAAAGAUCAGCUAGUACGGGACGUACGGCAGUGUGAGAUCCGUCUCGAGUCCGCGCUGAAGCUCAUUGGCCUGCUUGGUGGCGAGGAGAGUCGAUGGGCGGCCACAAUCCGCCAGUUGAAUCUGGACUACACCAACUUGGUGGGCGAUGUGGUGAUCUCUGCGGCCACGAUCAGCUAUCUAGGCACCUUCACCAGUGAGUUCCGUGAAUCUUGCGUGGCCACUUGGUACUCGGCAUUGGAGAAGCUCCAGCUCCCACACACCCGAGGCUGCAACAUCAUCACAACGCUGGCCGACCCGGUGAAGGUGCGUGGGUGGCAGAUCGCGGGCCUACCGUCGGACAACCUGUCAGUACAGAAUGGCCUCAUCAUGGCCCGUGCAAGACGAUGGUCGCUGCUGAUUGAUCCGCAAGGCCAGGCCAACAGAUUCAUCAAGAACUUGGGCAAGGACUCAUCAGAAAACGGCCUGGACGUGGUCAAGUUGACGGAUAAGGGGUUCUUAAAGACGCUGGAGAACGGCAUUCGCUUUGGCAAAUGGAUUCUACUGGAGAAUGUCGGAGAAAGUCUAGACGCGACGCUGGAGCCGGUGUUGCUCCAGAACAAGUUCCGUCAAGGCGGCCAAGUUGUCAUGAAGCUAGGCGACUCGACCGUGCCCUACAAUCCGGCUUUCCGCUUCUACAUGACCACAAAGCUGCCCAACCCGCACUACCCACCGGAGACGUCAGUCAAAGUGACUCUACUCAACUUCACCAUUACGCCUAAGGGACUAGAAGAUCAAGCCUUGGGUGUUGUAGUGCAGGAAGAGAUGCCGGAGCUGGCCGAGAAGAAAAACUCGCUCGUGGUGGCCAAUGCGCGCAUGAAGGCUGAACUGGUGGAGAUUGAGAACAAGAUUCUGUACAUGCUGGCCAACUCAAAGGGGAACAUUCUAGAUGAUACCGAGCUGAUCGACACACUUGGGAAGGCCAAGGUGACGUCUGAGGAUAUCAACGAGAAGAUGGCCGAGGCGGAGAUCACCGAAAAAGCGAUUGAUGAGUCGCGCGAACGCUACCGAGGCGUGGCUUUCCGUGCGUCCUUGCUCUUCUUCUGCAUUGCAGACCUGUCCCUGGUUGACCCCAUGUACCAGUAUUCGCUCCCGUGGUUCGUAUCGCUGUUUAUCAAGAGCAUCCACAGCGCCACAGAGAGCGAUCAGCUUGAGAUGAGACUGGCCCACCUGAAUGAUUCGGCCACGUACUCACUCUACAGGAACAUUUGUCGGUCACUCUUUGAAGAGCACAAGCUGCUGUUCUCCUUCUUGCUCACUAUCAAGCUGCUGAUGGGCUCUCGACGGAUAGAUCUACUCGAGUGGCGCUUCUUGAUCUCUGGUUCGACCUCUAGCUCCAUCGAGGCGCCCAACCCGGAUACAAAUUGGAUUGAAGACCGAAUGUGGCGAGAAGUGUGUGCACUGUCGUCGUUGCCAGCCUUCGAGACGCUGGCCACGUCGAUGGCCAACAACACUCCGCAGUGGAGGAAGAUCUUCGAUUCUGCGGAUCCGCAGGUUGAGCGGAUACCGUUGGCGUUAGACCUGACGCUCAAUUCGUUCCAGAAGCUCUGCGUUUUACGCUGCAUACGACCCGACCGCAUGACGGAGGCCAUGCAGAACUUCGUGGCGGAGCAUAUCGGCCGUCGGUUUAUCGAGCCACCGCCGUUCGACCUCGCAGGCUCGUUCGCUGACUCAACGGUGAUCACGCCGAUCAUCUUCGUGCUGUCCACGGGUUCCGACCCGGCCAAGGAGCUACUCGUGUUCGCCGAGACGAUGAAGAUGAAUCGGAAGCUCAACUCGAUCUCGUUGGGCCAAGGCCAAGGUCCGCUGGCCUCCAAGAUGAUCGAGGAGGCCGUGACCAGCGGCAAGUGGGUGCUGCUACAGAACUGCCACUUGGCCAUCAGUUGGAUGCCGCAGCUCGAGCGCAUCUGUGACGAGUUGAACCCUGACGCAACGCACCGCGACUUCCGCUUGUGGCUAACUAGCAAGCCCAGCACAGCGUUCCCCACCUCAGUGCUGCAGAACGGGGUGAAGAUGACUAAGGAACCGCCCAAAGGCAUCCGCGCCAACUUAAGGAACUCGUAUAUCAAGCUCACAAACGAUACGCUGGACGCUACGUCCAAGCCCGAUCAGUUCCGGAAGUUGCUGUUCGGGCUCAGCUUCUUCCACGCGGUUGUAAUUGAGCGCAAGCGCUUCGGGCCGCUGGGCUGGAAUAUCCCGUACGCCUUCAACGACACAGACUACGACAUCAGCCGAGCUCAGCUUGAGAUGUUCCUGGACUUCUACGACGAAGUCCCGUACAAGGUUUUGUGCGUCAUGACGUCGGUGGUCAACUACGGCGGGCGCGUGACGGACGACAAGGAUAUGCGGACGAUCGACGUGAUCCUCGAGGGCUUUUUCAACCCGCAGAUCCUGGAAGACGGCUACAAGUUCUCGUCCAGUGGCUCGUACUUCUCGCUCACAGCGGACCCGGACGACCCGCUCUCAAGUUACCUCAGCUAUAUUGACGAGUUGCCGCUGAACCCGGAGCCUGAGGUCUUCGGGAUGCACGACAACGCCAACAUCACGUGCGCGCUGGCUGAAACAUUCCAUACGUUUGACAUCAUCUUGGCCCUGCAACCCCGCGCAGCCGCAGGUGCCGGCGGCCAGUCACGCGAAAGUCUCAUCGAGCAGCAGGCCCAAUCCAUCAUCGAUCGACUGCCCCCGCUGUUCGAGGUCGAGCACAUCAGCCUGCGAUACCCUGUCAUGUACGAGGAAUCGAUGAACACAGUGCUAGUGCAAGAGGUGCAGCGCUACAACGCACUGCUCCGGGUACUCCAGGUCUCUCUACCAAGUCUGCAACGUGCUUUACGAGGUCUCAUCGUCAUGUCACCGGAGCUCGAAGCGAUGGCCACCUGCUUGUUCAACCAAAAGGUGCCGCCACAAUGGGAGAAGAAGGCAUACCCGUCGUUGAAGGCUCUGGGUGGCUGGGUGGACGAUCUACUGGAGCGUCUGCGCUUCCUCACGACGUGGGUGGCCGACGGCAUUCCUCCGGUCUUCUGGCUGUCGGGGUUCUUCUUCCCACAGGGUUUCCUGACGGGUAUUCUCCAGAACCACGCGCGGCAGUUUGGCCUGGCCAUCGACUCGUUGUCGUUCGACUUCCUCAUGCACGACCAAGCGGCCGAGAGCAUCAAACACAAGCCGUCCAAGGGAGGCUGCUACAUGACGGGGCUCUUCCUGGAAGGAGCGCGCUGGGAUAAGGCAGCGCACUCGCUCGUGGACCCACUACCGAAGGAGCUGUUCGCUCGAAUGCCGGUAGUGCAUUUGCUGCCGACCCAGGACCGACAAGCACCGCAGAGCGGCAUCUAUCGCUGCCCAGUCUACAAGAUCCUUACGCGGACAGGAACGCUGUCAACAACGGGCCACUCGACCAACUUCGUCUUCUGGAUCGAGAUUCCGUCCGACAAACGGACAAUCUUCCGGAACUCGCUGGUUUCGGAGACGAAUCUGCAGCUACAGUUCGCUGACCAGGACUACUGGAUCAAGGCCGGCGUGGCCUGCUUCCUCUCACUCAUGUACUAG